CCCAUGUACAUACAUUGAGAACGCCAUUUCCUCAUUCAUCGAACGCCGUGGAUACGUGGUGGGAACAAGAGCAUCAGCGUCGAGGGACACUUGUAACAAGCAUCAGCACCACCGCCAUGCCAUCUUGGAUACCCGGCACGGGCGGCUCAUCCUCUGCGCCCGCCUCCACCAGCACCUUUGGAGGGGGCGGAGGUUGGGGUGCCGCCUAUCCCUUCAGCGCUGCAGGGAAUAGGUCCGGCAACACUGGUGGGCGCAGCGGCUUCUUACCAUCAAUGACAUCAUCCGGAGGCGGAGGGCCAUCGAAGUGGGUCAACAUGGAUACGCAGCAAGUCAGCUACCUCACCGGCGAGCUCACCGGCGAGAACUCGGCAUUUGCGCAAUUCGGAUUCGAGCUUACGCGUCAGCAGCGUUUGAUGGGAUUCGUAGGCUGCGUCAUCGCAGGCUUCGUCAUCUCUCUGAUUGGCACGCUGCUACUACUGAUAGCGUCCUACGUCCUCUUCGCCAUCCUCUACUCCGUCGGCUUCCUCGUCUCGCUGACGGGGACCGGCUUCCUGAUCGGGUUUGGAACGAUGAUCAAGCAGAUGUUCAAGCCGGUCAGGGUCGUCGCGACCAUUAUAAUGUUCGCCGCUUUCGCCAUGGUCUGGAUCUCGGCUUUUGCGAUCCGCAGUGCUCCCCUCGCCAUCGUCUUCUGCGUCGUCCUCUACCUCUCCUAUCUCUGGUUCGCACUCUCGUUCGUUCCAUAUGCCCGCUCGCUCGUUAAGAGGAUGUUCAGCAAGGUCAUCGGCGGGUGAAACACCCCUCAUCGGUGCGCGUUCUCUCCAUCGAAACGACGACUACCUGUUGCAUGCAUGGUAGAAAAAGAGUCUCCCGGAAUGAAAAGAGGAUGGACGCUUGUCUGCUUACUUUCUCUCUUACAACGCUCCCUACACUGUAUUUCUAUUCAAGGAACGUCACGUCUGUUCAUCCAUCA
Messenger RNA from Tilletiaria anomala UBC 951, 970 nucleotides. RefSeq names its product SFT2-domain-containing protein. Lineage: Eukaryota; Fungi; Basidiomycota; Exobasidiomycetes; Georgefischeriales; Tilletiariaceae. The record is from RefSeq and is a predicted model, not a curated record. Gene Ontology annotation, cellular component: membrane. The transcript has 3 exons. Gene Ontology annotation, biological process: vesicle-mediated transport. Bases 117 to 791 code for a protein of 224 amino acids.